UUCCAUUCUGAGUCCCAUUGACAAACGUUUCGACUCUAGCAUUGAAUCAUCUUUAGUGUUUAAUGUGAUUUAACUCAUAAUGAUCAAAAUGUAAAGAUGUACAGUUGAUUAAAUUAAAAAAAAUGAAAAAAGAAUAAUUCAAACAACAACUGAAAUUAUUGAUACACACGCGUAUACACACAUAAACGCAUACGCAUUACACACCACGAAUGACUAUUUUAAAAACUUCAAAGAAACCCUUUGGGGAAAAAAGGAACUUGGAACUUGGAGAAACAUUAAAGGGUGCGCCGAGUUUCAAAGAAAUUAUAUUGAAAAAUUAAAUUCCCUAUAAAAGUAAAUUGUCUUUAUUAUUAAACCAAGUUACUUUUCAAAUUAUUUUCAUAUGCAUUGAUGUUACCUAAGUUCUCAUUUUUUUUUCGUCAGGGCUGUAAAAUUACAAUAACGGAGUUACCUUAGACUUUGUACAUAUUUGUAGUUAUAUCAAAGAAUCGAUAUUUAUAUAAACAGUUAAGUAAAAAAUUUUCGUUAAUAAAUAACAUAUAUCAAAAAAUAAAAAAAUGAAAUCUUGCUGAUAUGAAAUAUAAUUAUAAACAACAUUACAGAUAACAUAUUAAUAUUGAACACUUGUCAAAAAUAUAUAUUAAUGUCAAUUGCUAUUUUCAAAAUUAAAAUGUCGUGUUUUGAAUCUUAGCGCAAUCAUUUUUAAAUUACAAGUUUUAUCAGAUAAAUGUAGCUUCAGCAUCAAGAAAUAACGCUGAGAAAUGUCUCUCUCGAGAACCAAGUGUAUCCCGUGAGGGCGUAUAUUGAAAUGAAGUUUCAACGCCGAGAAGGAAGAAAUGCGCUUGCGUGAGUCCUCCGUCCAGAAAUUGGAUAAAUUGAGCGUAUUUGGAUCUUAUAUCAAACUUUCACGAAAGUAGACAGUAUAAAUUAGGAAAAUUGCUCAGAACUUAUAUAAGAGAAAAAUUAAAAUUAAAAUGUGUGGAAUAUUUAAUCAACCAGUAAAAAAAAGAGAAAAACUCUCAUCGAUAUCUUCAGUCUCCACAGUAAUACAUAGAAGCUCGCAGAGAAAUGAUACGUCCGAUAAUUCUGUAUCACAGUCUCAAUAAAGUUCUGUUGCUUGCUGUCGGUAUAUGGCCGUAUCAUCAAUCUAAAUUUACUCAAUUUCAGUUUGUUUUUUUCUCUGCUACUUUAUCGGCAAGUAUUAUAGUUCAGCUGAUACCAUUAAUAAAAUUUGAAUGUACUUCAGACCUUGUUGUUAAGGUGAUGUCUUCCGUAUCUUUCUGUAUAGUAUUGAUAAUAAAAUAUAUUUUAUUCCAUUUUAACAUUGAAGCUGUAAAGAAUUUAUUCACGAAUCUUCAACAUGUACUGAACGAUUUAAAGAAUGAAAACGAAAUUGCUAUUUUAGAAAAAUAUAAUUUUAUCGCGAAAUGUUAUACAUUUGUGCUUACAGCAUUAGGAGUUGGCGUACUGUUUAGUUGUAUUAUAGCUCAAUUUUGGUCAGACAUAAGUAAUAUUAUUUUAUCGUUAAACACGUCUCAAUCACGUCAUAUACUCAUCCCGUCGGAGUACUUUAUUGAUCAAGAAAAGUAUUUUUAUUGGAUUGUAUUGCAUAUUUCAUCAACAUUUUGUAUCGGGACAAUUAUAAUGGUGGGAAUAGGCACAAUACUCGUUACGUAUAUUCAACAUACAUGUGGAAUAUUUAGAAUUGCUAGCUAUCGUAUCGAGCAUGCAGUCAACAUUAAUAUUCUACAAAAUACGCUAAAAAAUAAAAUUUUGAUGAUGGAGAGCAUAAUUCAGGCUAUCAACAUUCAUCGGCAAGCUAUAAAACUGUCUAAGCGAUUAGUGUCCACAUUCGACAUAAUGUUUUUUUGUUUCACGGGAUGUCUAAUAGCUUGCUUAGCUCUCAACCUAUUUCAACUUCUCCAAGUAGCGUCAUCUAAAAACAUUAUCGAUCUUUUCCUGCCAUUUACAUAUGCAACAACAAGUUUUUUAUACAUCUUUAUAUCCAAUUAUAUUGGACAGAAUGUAACGGAUCACAAUAAUCAUUUAUUUGUUACUGCGUAUAAUAUUCAAUGGUAUAGGACCCCUUUACAUAUACAAAAAAUGAUACUAUUUUUAUUGCAAAGUGGAACUAAAAAAUUUACUUUAAAAGUUGGUGGAAUGAUUCAUGGAUCUAUAGAAAAUUUUGCCAUGGUGAUAAAGACAUCGAUAUCUUAUUUUACUGUCAUAUAUUCUACACGGUGAUAAGGUAAUUUAUUAUAAAAAUAGUAGAGAUACUAGUGGAGUUAAUGAGAAAAUGACGGUAUUUAUCUUUAGAAAAUAGUUAGAUUUAUUUUUUGAACGUAUAAUGUAGAUAGAAAUAUUCAUGCUGAAAAGCAGAUAAAAGUUAUUUAAAUUAAGAUUACACUACUUCAAGUUUUUGCAAUCCAUUAAAAUCGAUUAUUGUAUUAACCCUAAUUUGAAUAUAAACACAUGUUUAAAUAUCUUAUAUUGUUUUUAAGUGAGUGUCUAAUCCAGUUUGUGAGCAAUGUAUUACAUAUUAGUCAUAAUUAAAUUCGUCUCGACAUUUAUUAAUUUAUAAAGUAUUUCCAUAAAUUAGUUUUUGUUAUUAAAUAACAUACAGUGAAAAAAAGAAAACAGUAUUGCCAUUACAAUAUAAUGGAACAAUAUAAUGAUAUAAUUGUAAAUAACUAUUAAUACAUUAAUAUUCAACACUU
This is a messenger RNA of Solenopsis invicta (red fire ant), 2717 nucleotides long. RefSeq lists its product as uncharacterized. Lineage: Eukaryota; Metazoa; Arthropoda; Insecta; Hymenoptera; Formicidae. Gene Ontology annotation, biological process: detection of chemical stimulus involved in sensory perception of smell; sensory perception of smell. The record is from RefSeq and is a predicted model, not a curated record. The coding region runs from base 1069 to 2244 and encodes 391 amino acids. Gene Ontology annotation, molecular function: odorant binding; olfactory receptor activity. Gene Ontology annotation, cellular component: plasma membrane. The transcript is spliced from 10 exons.